AUGGCGUUACCACGUCAUGCAGCGCGGCCCUUGGCUAUGUGUCGGCAGUUCGCUAGAAAGCAUUCCACUUUUCACUCUACUCACAGACAAAGGCAGUUGUCGACAUAUCUAUCACUUGCAGGCUCCCGUCCACAAUCUGUUCAGCUCGUCAAGCCGUUUACACAACAUCGGGCAUCUUUGCAAUCAAGACUGGCGACGGUGGUAGCACAACACAAUGGACCGUCGAGGUCACUUCCCGAGUACAAGCCACCCACUACUGGCUUCCUAUCUUACCUGCCUCAAAAAGCCGUUCCAUAUGGUGAGCUGAUGAGGUUGCACAACCCGGUCGGCACAUAUUACCUCUUCUUUCCUUGCAUGUUCAGCACACUCCUCGCUGCAACUAUGGCGACCCCCCUUGCUGCACCAUCCGCCGUCAUCAGUACAACCGCCCUUUUCUUCACAGGAGCUCUUGUUAUGAGAGGUGCUGGCUGUACUAUCAAUGACCUUUGGGACCGAAACCUUGAUCCACAUGUCGAACGAACGCGGUUACGUCCACUUGCUAGACGAGCAAUUACACCUCAGCAGGCUAUUGUCUUCCUUGGGGGACAGCUUACUACGGGUCUGGCUGUCCUCCUGUCGCUACCCUUCGAGUGCUUCUGGUACGCGACACCGUCCCUUGUAUUGGUCACUCUUUAUCCUCUAGCGAAAAGAGUAACCUACUAUCCUCAAUUCGUUCUCGGACUCACCUUCUCCUGGGGUGCGAUGAUGGGUUUCCCAGCUCUUGGAGUCGACCUACUGGCGAACCAAGCAGCACUUACAGCGGCAGCUUGCCUCUACGCUAGUAACGUCGCAUGGACCAUUCUGUACGAUAUGAUUUACGCACACAUGGACAUAAAGGAUGAUGCCAAAGCUGGCAUCAAGAGCAUCGCGCUCAAGCACGAAAAGGAAACAAAAGUGGUCUUGUCGGGUCUCGCUGUUGUCCAGCUUGGCUUACUAUCCGCUACAGGAGUCGCGGCAGGGUUAGGGCCUGUCUUCUUUGUCGGAACUGUUGGGGGAGCCGCAGCCACAUUGGGCACCAUGAUUCGACGAGUGAAGCUGAAGGAGGUCAAGAACUGUUGGUGGUGGUUCGUGAAUGGUGCAUGGUUCACUGGCGGUGCCAUCAGCCUGGGCCUGGCUGGAGAGUAUGCCGCGCAUCUUUUCGGCUGGUACGGCGAUGUGGAAGAGGGUGGAGACGAUUGGAGGUCUGUUGCUGCUUGA
Messenger RNA from Alternaria postmessia, 1236 nucleotides. RefSeq lists its product as uncharacterized. Gene Ontology annotation, molecular function: 4-hydroxybenzoate polyprenyltransferase activity. The transcript has a single exon. The record is from RefSeq and is a predicted model, not a curated record. Lineage: Eukaryota; Fungi; Ascomycota; Dothideomycetes; Pleosporales; Pleosporaceae. Gene Ontology annotation, biological process: ubiquinone biosynthetic process. Gene Ontology annotation, cellular component: mitochondrial inner membrane. Bases 1 to 1236 code for a protein of 411 amino acids.